Molecule: messenger RNA, 1213 nt
Organism: Rattus rattus (black rat)
Lineage: Eukaryota; Metazoa; Chordata; Mammalia; Rodentia; Muridae
Gene: Dlx4
Product: distal-less homeobox 4
Exons: 3
Coding region: 17-733 (238 amino acids)
Biological process (GO): cell differentiation; embryo development; negative regulation of transcription by RNA polymerase II
Molecular function (GO): RNA polymerase II cis-regulatory region sequence-specific DNA binding; DNA-binding transcription factor activity, RNA polymerase II-specific
Source: RefSeq, a predicted model, not a curated record
GUCUGGCAUCACCGCAAUGACCUCUUUACCCUGUCCCCUUCCUGGCCUUGGUGCCUCCAACGUUGUCUUCCCGGACCUCGCCCCCGCCUCGUCGGUAGUGGCUGCUUACCAGCUUGGACUAUCCCCCGGAACCGCAGCUUCCCCCGAUUUGUCCUUCUCCCAGCACUAUGGCCACCUCCUGUCCUAUUCCUACCCUGGGCCAGCAACCCCAGGAGACUCCUACCUGUCCAGCCAGCAACAAUCCGCGGCGCCGUCUCGGCCCUUUCACCAGCCGACUGAACACCCUCAGGAACUCGAAGCAGAGUCAGAGAAACUGGCACUGUCCCUGGAACCCUCCCAGCCGUCCCUGACCAGGAAGCUGCGCAAGCCUAGAACCAUCUACUCCAGCCUGCAGCUGCAACACCUGAACCAGCGUUUCCAGCAUACCCAGUACCUGGCCCUGCCCGAGAGAGCUCAGCUGGCAGCGCAGCUUGGACUCACCCAAACCCAGGUAAAGAUCUGGUUUCAGAACAAACGCUCCAAAUAUAAGAAGCUCCUGAAACAGAGCUCUGGGGAACUGGAAGAGGACUUCUCUGGGAGACCCCCCUCCCUGUUUCCCCACUCUCUAACCCUCCCAUCCAUCUGGGAUCUACCCAAGGCAGGCACCCUGCCUACCAGUGGCUAUGACAACAGCUUUGGUGCCUGGUAUCAGCAUCAUUCCCCAGAUGUGCUGGCGCUGCCUCAGAGGAUGUGAGUCUGGAGGGAGGCUGGUCAGGCUUCAGCCCUCCUGUCAAGCCCAGGACCUGAGCACCUGCUCCCCUUCUGGGAGGAGAGGAAACCGGCUCCAGAUGGAUUUUCUCAGAAGUCAAGAAGCUGAAGGAGAAAAGGAAAAGAAUGGAGUGGAAGCCUGGCUCUCCAAGCUAGAGAGCUAAACCAGGGGAUUUAGACUGCCACCAUCUUGCCACUCCCUCCCCCUUCAAAUGACUACAGCCCCAGCACAGCCUAGGGUCUAAACCAGGAAGAAAACAAAUAUCAUUCCUGGCCUGCACCGUGGGGGUCCAGACAGCUCUUCCAUGAACAAAACCAGAAGUGGACACAGAGUCUCUGUUGGCCACCAUAAAGUCUCCGAUUUCCAUUUACUAAUUAUUGAUGGUGGCCCAGUGGUAGAGUAAGUGCUUAACAUGUAAGAGGCCCCAGCAUCAAAACAAAAACAUGGAGGGUGGGCCUGUGGGCA